Molecule: messenger RNA, 357 nt
Organism: Iphiclides podalirius (scarce swallowtail)
Lineage: Eukaryota; Metazoa; Arthropoda; Insecta; Lepidoptera; Papilionidae
Source: the annotation of a GenBank genome assembly
AUGGUCACUGAAAACGUUCUUAAAGUGAGCGGGGGGCACACCGAGAGCGAAGAAGAGAAGCGGUACCUUCUCGUUUCUGGCGGGCUGCAAAAAACCACGGAAAACGAGUGUGCCGCAAUCGCGGGGGAUCACGUUACCCGCCUUGUUCCCACAGCGGCGGUGGUGUUAACAAAAAUAGAGCAAGACUCGGACAAAGACGCGCGCCGAAGCAGCACCGGUGGCUCAUUGUGGCGCGAUAUUGUGAUCUCGGGGGCUUUUGUUUCGCCCCGGCCGCGGCGGGCGCUCGGACGGCCGGGCCCUGCGCCCCCGCGUUUUACACCGCGACUUCGUACCGACGUAGAGACGUGCCAGAUAUGU